CCAAACCAUGGCCUCGGGUCAAACCCCUAAACCCACCCCCAAUCCUAACCCUCACCCACCUAACCCUAAUACCGCGUGCCAGCGGCAGCUGAGGCCGGCGAUUCCAAACCCAAAUCACCAACCCUUUGCCAACGUCUCCCCAAUCGAUUCGUCCCCGGCAGGGGAGGAAUUGGUUCCCCCUAGGGUUAGGUUUUUCGUUGGAGCAGGAUCGAGAACGAGGGUUUUUUUGUUCUUGUUGCUUAUAUCUAGAUUUGGGGAGAUAAAGGAGGGGUUUUUAAGUUGGGGCGAUGGAGGGGGCUUCGGGUGGGAACGACGUGGAGCUGGUGUCCAAGACGCUGCAGUUCGAACACAAGCUGUUCUACUUCGAUCUGAAGGAGAACCCCCGUGGAAGGUACCUUAAGAUCUCGGAGAAGACGUCGGCGACGAGGUCCACCAUUAUCGUUCCUGUUAACGGCAUCGCCUGGUUCAUCGACCUCUUCAAUUACUAUGUCAACACUGACGAGCAGGAUGCCUUCAGCAAGGAGCUCAAGCUCGACACCAAGGUGUUUUACUUUGAUAUUGGGGAGAAUAAAAGGGGCCGCUUCUUGAAGAUUUCAGAAGCAUCUGUCAACAGAAAUCGUAGUACAAUCAUUGUUCCGGCAGGAAGCUCGGGUGAAGAAGGAUGGACAGCAUUUAGAAACAUUUUGCUAGAGAUUAAUGAAGAAGCUUCCCGUCUUUUCAUUGUACCAAAUCAGCAGCAACACAUGGAACCAUCAGAGCGACUUCCAGGACUUUCGGAUGACGUUGGGGCUGGAUUUAUACCAGGCCACAGUACGCAAUCAGCCACUGGGUCAGAGUUGAAUGUUGACCGAUUGGUUGAAUUGCCUCCUCAGGAGGAUAUUGGAGGCAUGGGGAUGUCUAAAGUAAUUAGGGCAGAUCAAAAGAGGUUCUUUUUUGAUCUAGGGAGCAAUAAUAGGGGUCAUUUCUUGAGGAUAUCUGAGGUUGCUGGUGCAGAUCGCUCAUCAAUCAUCCUUCCCUUGUCUGGUCUGAAGCAGUUUCAUGAAAUGAUCGGUCAUUUCGUUGAGAUAACCAAGGACAGACUUGAAGGAAUGACUGGUCCAAAUGUGCGGACAGUGGAACCAGCACAGAGAUGAUCUUUUCAGGAGGACCGUUGAUCCUUUCACUUCAGUUCUACUAUGGGUCUGUUUGAUUUGGAUUGAGCGUCGUGUAGAUCAUGCUCUAUAUUGUUAAUUCAUGUCUGGUGGACAAUAAUUGUUUUACUUAGUCCAUGGUGGAGAUACGGUCAUUAGCCAAUCUUUUUUUUUUUUGAUGAGGAAUAAUGAAGAGCAAAACUAAUAUCUUGUAGCUUGUGCAUCUGGUGGUAUAAAAAGGUGGCGACUAUGGUGUUGAUGUCUCUGAAUAAUCAAGUUUUGCCAUUAUGUUAAACACAUUGUGUUGUGUUUUUAUAAAUGCUGGCAAUGAGAUGUGAUUUGCGAGUUA
Molecule: messenger RNA, 1479 nt
Organism: Elaeis guineensis (African oil palm)
Lineage: Eukaryota; Viridiplantae; Streptophyta; Magnoliopsida; Arecales; Arecaceae
Product: transcription factor Pur-alpha 1
Biological process (GO): regulation of transcription by RNA polymerase II
Cellular component (GO): nucleus
Molecular function (GO): RNA polymerase II transcription regulatory region sequence-specific DNA binding; DNA-binding transcription factor activity, RNA polymerase II-specific; purine-rich negative regulatory element binding
Source: RefSeq, a predicted model, not a curated record